Messenger RNA from Gastrolobium bilobum, 2649 nucleotides. RefSeq names its product receptor-like protein EIX2. Gene Ontology annotation, molecular function: protein binding. NCBI's taxonomy places the organism in Eukaryota, Viridiplantae, Streptophyta, Magnoliopsida, Fabales, Fabaceae. The record is from RefSeq and is a predicted model, not a curated record. Bases 1 to 2649 code for a protein of 882 amino acids. The transcript has a single exon.
AUGUUCAACUCAGUUACGUGCAGUUCGAAAGUUCACUGCAACGAGAAAGACAUGAACACACUCCUACACUUCAAACAAGGAGUCAUAGAUCCUUCAGGCAUGCUUUCCUCUUGGUUCACUGAACAAGAUUGUUGUCACUGGACAGGAGUUCAGUGUGACAAUAUCACAGGCAGAGUUACAGAACUCAAUCUCCCUUGUCAUACAAAUCAAUCUAUAGUCUUUGUUUAUGGACAUGAGGACGACGACAAAUCACACUGCCUAACAGGUGAGUUCAAUAUUCAAUCUUUAUUGGAACUUGAAUUUCUAAGCUACUUGAAUUUGAGCAACAAUGAUUUCAAGGCUAUCCAAUAUAACUCAAUCGGUAGCCAGAACUCAUGUGAUAACUUGUCAAGAGGUACACCUCCCCAUCAAUGUAGAAACUCCUCCAACCUCCAUUAUCUUGAUUUAUCAUAUAAUUAUGAUAUUCUCAUUCCUAAUCUCCAUUGGAUUUUCCGUCUUUCCUCCUUGCAAUAUCUUAACCUUGGUGGUCUUGAUCUUCACAAGGCAAUUAAUUGGCUUCAGUCAGUGGCCAUGCUUCCUUCACUUGUAGAGUUACACCUGCAGAGCUGUCAACUUGAAGACAUCCAUCCAUCUCUUCAGUAUGCUAAUUUUACUUCACUUCAAGUUUUAGAUCUUGCUCACAAUCAUUUUAUAUCCGAGUUGCCUAGUUGGUUGUUCAAUCUCAGUUCUCACAUCUCUCAUAUUGACCUUAGUCAAAACAGUAUACAUGGUCAACUAUCUCAAAUAUUGCCAAAUCAUAGAAGCAUCAAAUCCUUGGUUUUGUCUGAUAAUAAUUUGGAUGGACCCAUUCCAGAUUGGAUAGGGCAACUUGAACAACUACAAGAACUUGAUCUUUCUCAUAAUUCAUUUUCUGGUCCAAUUCCCACAAUUUUAGGAAAUCUAUCAUCCUUGAUUGUACUGAAUUUCUGUUCAAAUAACUUGAAUGGAAAUCUUCCAGAAAGUCUGGGGCAACUCUUCAACUUGGAUACCCUUCGAGUUGGUGAUAAUUCCUUGACAGGAAUUGUGUCUGAAAGAAAUUUACUAUCUCUUUCAAAUCUAAAGCACCUUUUCUUGAGCUCGCCAGCCUUGAUCUUUGAUUUUGAUCCUGAAUGGGUCCCUCCGUUUCAACUAAAAGGUAUUGAUUUAGGAUAUGUAAAUGACAAACUUCCUUCAUGGCUAUUUACACAGAGUUCUCUCAAAAUUCUAACCAUUUCAGACUCAAAUGCUUCAUUUGAACCUCUUGACAAGUUUUGGAACUUUGCUACACAACUUGAAAUUUUGUCUCUAGGCAACAACACAAUCAACGGCAACAUGUCAAAUGUGUUGCUAAACUCGACAUUUGUUUGGUUGCAUACCAAUAAUUUGAGAGGUGGCGUGCCUCGAUUAUCACCAAAAGUGGCCGAUUUGACUUUAUAUAAUAACUCUUUGACCGGAUCCAUUUCUCCUCUAUUGUGUCAUAAGAUGGCAGGAGAAAGUAGUUUAACGUACUUAGAAAUGGGCAAGAAUCUUUUAUCUGGAGAACUCACAGAUUGUUGGAAUGACUGGAAAUUAUUGCGUCAUGUUGGUUUGGAGAAGAAUAACCUAACAGGAAUGAUUCCUCACUCCAUGGGAUCCUUGUCUAACCUCAUUUCAUUGGAUUUAUAUGGAAAUAAAUUCUUUGGAGAAGUACCCUUGUCACUGAAAGAUUGCAAUAAUCUUUGGAUCCUUAAUCUAGGUGAAAAUAACUUCUCUGGAGCUAUACCAAGCUGGGUGGGGAGCGCAAAAGUUCUUCUACUGAGCUCGAACCAAUUCAGUGGCAAUAUCCCCACACAGAUAUGCCAACUUAAUUCACUAAUGGUUAUGGAUUUUGCAAACAAUGCAUUAUCAGGACCAAUACCCAACUGCCUCCAUAACAUCACAUCCAUGCUUUCUGAUCAUGCUUCAUUUGGUGAGUUCGGCAUUAUUGUUCAAGUACCAAGUUACCCAGUACAGCUUAUUUUUAGUAUUACGAUGCCCAUAAAAGGCAAUGAAUUACUUUAUAGUGAUUUGAUGUAUGCUAUUGAUUUCUCAAGCAAUAAUUUGUCUGGAACGGUACCUUCAGAGAUUUUCAUGCUGACUAGAUUACAAUUAAUGAAUUUGUCCCAUAAUCGGUUAGUAGGGACGAUACCAGAUGAAAUUGGAAACAUGAAACCGUUGGAGUCCAUUGAUCUCUCAAGCAAUCGUCUCUCAGGACAAAUUCCACAGGCCAUGUCUGGUUUGUCUUUUCUUGGUUACUUGAACCUGUCCUUCAAUAAUUUGAUGGGCAAAAUCCCAUCGGGGACCCAACUUCAAGGUUUCACAAACCUUAGUUAUAUGGGUAAUAAUGAAUUAUGUGGACCUCCACUUACCCAGGUCUGCCCACAAGAUGAAAAACCGCAUAAUACAACUCCGAUGGGAGAAGAUCAUGAUGAUGAUGAUGAUAAAUCUGAAGUAUAUUCAUGGUUCUAUAUGGGCUUGGGAAUGGGAUUUGCAUCGGGAUUUUGGGGAGUUUUUGGUCUUAUAUUAUUCAACAGGAGAUGCAGGCAUGCUUAUUUCAGAUUUCUUCACCGACUGUAUACCACGGUGAUUCAAAAGAUGAAUUCCCUUUAUUGA